Sciurus carolinensis (gray squirrel) is the source of this 9570-nucleotide messenger RNA. It is a transcript of the gene Znf831, whose product is annotated as zinc finger protein 831. The record is from RefSeq and is a predicted model, not a curated record. The transcript has 6 exons. Bases 395 to 5371 code for a protein of 1658 amino acids. NCBI's taxonomy places the organism in Eukaryota, Metazoa, Chordata, Mammalia, Rodentia, Sciuridae.
UCAUCUCUGCUCGAGUCUCUUCCAGGUCACCCAAAAUGGUGCUUCUCUCAGUUCAACAUGGAGCUGAUCAGAGGCCGAGCAAGGGGAGGCCCUUCUCUGAUUUUACUUUCUAAGGUGCGUGGACGUCUCUCUGCUCUGAGAUGCUGCCCACAGAGCAGGAACGGGAGAGGACACCAGACGCCUUCUCUGCAGAGGAGCAGGCCCGCUGCAGAGAGUGGCGAGGCUCCCCGCUCAGCGCUCCUCUGUGCAGCUGGCCUGGGGUCCUUUCUGGACCAGUGGAUGUUGUCUCAAGGCCAGGCCAGACCAUCUGGGUCUGAACUGGUGUGUCUUUGACGGGAAAUGCACCUCUCUUCAUAAAGGUUGCCCAACAUCCUGGGCCACUCAGAGAUGUGGAAUGGAGGCUCCAGAGUCCACCUGUCCCGCCCCGCCUGCCAGGGACCAGCUGGCUCCUGCGCCUGGCCCCCCAGGGCCCCCAGCUGGGCAGGCCUCACCUCGGCUGACUCUGAGUCCUGCCACCCUGCCGCCAGAGCCGGGGCUGCCCUCCGCCCUGCUCCUGAAGGCCCUCCCCAUCCCACUGUACCACACGGUGCCUCCGGGCGGCCUCCAGCCCCGCGCCCCUCUCGUGACAGGCAGCCUGGACGGGGGCAGUGUGCCCUUCAUCCUCGGCCCCCUGCUCCAGCCUGAAGGACCUGGCCCCACCCAGGCAGGCAAGCCAACGGCCCCGACGCUGACGGUGAACAUUGUGGGUGCCCUGCCUGUCCUGUCCCCAGGCCUGGGGCCCGCACUGGGCAGCCCAGGCAAGGCACGGAGUGCCGGCAGGCACCUCUGCCCACACUGUGGCCGGGACUGCCUGAAGCCCAGCGUUUUGGAGAAGCACAUCCGGUCCCACACGGGCGAGAGGCCCUUCCCAUGUGCCACCUGUCACAUCGCCUUUAAGACCCAGAGCAACCUCUACAAGCACAGGCGGACCCAGACUCACCUCAACAACUCCCGUCUGUCCUUGGAGUCCGAGGCGGGUGGGAGCAGCCUCCUGGAGGAGGGGGACAGGGUCGGAGAGCCCUCCCCAGCAGACGGCAGCGGGGAAACCCGGAACCAGAGGACUGGCGAAGGAGCACCAGAGACGCCCCUCUCCCCAGGUGCCCACCUGUCCCUUGUCGCCAAGAACCAAGACACGAAGGCGGAGGUUGCGCCCUGUCCAGGGUCCGCCCUUGCCCACACGGAGGCUCCUUUGGACUCCACCCAGACGGUGUCACCUGGGCUCCUGCUGGCCAGCACACAGCCCGCGCGGAAGCUGCCAGAACCGAAGUCAAGCUCCCUGCCGCGGCAGCAGGAGGCGUCCUCUGAGAAGCCCUGGGAAGCCAAGGCCCCCGAGGGCCGACUCAGGAAGUGUGAGAGCACGGACUCAGGGUACCUGUCGCGCUCAGACAGCGCGGAGCAGCCGCCCGUGCCCUCCAGCCCCCUUCACAGCCUGUCGGAGCUCAGUGCUGAGUCGGAGGGGGAGGGCGGCCUGGGCCCGGGGCCCGGGGCCACCACGGCGGAGCAGGGAGGGCCGGGGGCCAGCCUGGAGCUGGAGAAGAGGCGGCUGGAGGAGCGCAUCGCCCAGCUCAUCUCCCACAACCAGGCUGUGGUGGACGACCCCCAGCUGGACCACGUGCGGCCCCGCAAGACCGUCCUGUCCAAGCAGGGCAGCAUUGACCUGCCCACGCCCUACACCUACAAGGACUCCUUCCACUUUGAUAUCCGGGCGCGGGACCCCGGGCGCAGGAGGGCGGCCCUCAGCCCCGCCCAUUCCACCUUCACCCCGCUGGACAAGGGGCGGCCCCUCUUCUUCCACUCUGUCCCCACUCAGCUGUCCACCACUGUGGAAUGUGUCCCCAUCACCAGGAGCAAUUCACUGCCUUUUGUCGAGGGCUCCAGGACCUGGCCAGAGCCACGGGCCUUGAAGGAUGCCUGCCCCAGGACACAGAAGCCCCUGAGCCCCAGGCCCACCCCAGCCCGGCAGGGCUGCCGCUCUGGGCUGACCUUGGCAGAUGUCCCCAGUGGCCACCCCCGGGCCCUGGUCAGACAGGCUGCGGUGGAAGACCUGCCAUGUGCCCUCGCUGGAGACACCUCUGCCCCCAUAGAGGACCCUGGUGGAAAGAGAAUUGUCUCGGUGGAGGGGGCAAGCUGGAAGGGCAGAGCGACCAGUAAGAAGUGUGGCCAGCGGAAGCUGAAGAUGUUCUCCCAGGAGAAGUGGCAGGUGUAUGGGCAUGAGACGUUCAGGAGGCUCUACCAGAAAGUGAAAACUAGCCACCAGGGAGGCCAGAGAGCCAGGGAGGUGGGAGCGGGCCAGGGGAAAGACGCGGCCCUCCCUUCCCAGGAGCCGGCAGCGGGGGGCGGGAGCACAGCUCCAUCCCAAGACAGCAGGGCCCGCAUCCUUGGGGACGUUUCUGUAGAGGCCAAGCCAGGGUCCUGGGGAAGCCUGCCAGCCCCCGAGGGCUCCUUGGAGACUGAGCCUCCUAAGCAGACGAAGACAGAGGCCAGAACAGGAGACAGUGACCCGUCUGGGGCAGCCAGGACUGUGUCCUCCCCGACCCUCAGCAGCAGAGAACCCUCCCAUCCAGACAGCAGGAACCCUCCGCUUCCUCCAAAGGAGGGGCUGGAAACAGGAUGGCCGCUGCCCCCAGCACCUGGGCCACUCCAAGGAGCUGACCUAGAGGUGCCCAGUCUGACUUUGCCAGCUUCCAAGGUGGGAGGGGGCGUUCCUGGGGGUGGGGGCAUGAAGGAGACCGGUCCUUGGGCCCAAGCUGUCUUGAGACGGCCCAGCGGUAGCUCUGGGGAGCCCUGGCCUGCCGAGGACAAGCAUCCCUCAGAGAGAAAGAAGCUGAAGGUGGAUGAGCGGGACUCCCUGGAGCAGACAGAACCCCUGGGGACAGAGACCCCAGCUGACCCUGUGCAGUCUUCCUCCCUGCCAUGUCAGAGGCAGGAUGGAGCCCAUGGGGAGAUGUCAGGGGGCAGUGCCCAGCAGGACUCCGAAGGCCUGGAGUCCUCUGUUGCCUCGUCAGCUGCUCCUGCUGCUGCCCUGAGCUGGGCAGGGCUGGGGGACAAGAAGCCCACACCACUUGCUGCUGAUGGGGACCAGGGGCACCGUUGCCAGCUGGCCAUGCCACCUCAGGCUCCUGGUGUCCUUGCUGCUCUGGCAGAGGGCACCUUUCUCCCCAAGUACCUCCUUAGGGUACCUCAGGGAAAGACCCCCUCAGCACUGCCUGCCACCCAGAGGCCACGGCAAGGUCAAGACUCUCUCUGCACAACUGGACGACCUGAGGAACGAGCACCCGUUGGACCAGGGCUGGGGACACCCUGGUCUCUCAGCCCCGUCUCAGGCCCAAACUCGGGUGGAGCAGAUGGCAUCCCGGAGCACCCCAGCUGGUCUGGGCCAAGGGAUGGCGGACGAGAGGCUCACGAGGGCAGGGAGAAGGGCGAUGGGACAGACAGCAGAGUCCCAGCAGCCAGCGAGUCUCCUGGCUCGACCACAGGGCCCCCCUGGGAAUUGACCUCCUUCCCGCCCACCCCCACGGGUGACACCGUGGCCCAGGAUGCGGGAGGUGAGGCCCACACCACUCUUCGCCUUUGCACGGGCAGUACGUUGGCAGGGGCCAGCACCUCGGAGGGGGUCCUGAAUCUCCCGACUCCCAGCGGGGAGCUGGGGGGGUCUCCUGAGGAAGCUCCAGAAGGCCUUCCUUCAGAGCCACCUGCAGUGCGUGACCCCCGCUGCGCCUGGCAGCCCAGCUCCUUCCUCAGGGCCCUCACCCGGCCCCAGGGCUUGUCUCUGGGCCAGCCACAACAGGCCCUGUCACUUCACUUAGGGACGCCCAGGAGCUGCGGAGCCCAAAGCCCCUUCCCCUCGCUGAGGGCUGAGCCCCGGCUCACGUGGUGCUGCUUGAGCCGCAGCCUGCCUCUGCCCGCGGAGCAGGAGAAGGCCGCCUCGGUGUACGAGGCUCCCCGCGUCCCCCGCGGCAGCCUCCAGCGUGCGAGCCCCUGUGCCCCGCCUGUGAGCAACGGAGGAAGGACCGGGAGGAGCCCUGGAGGAGGAGAGCCGGUGCAGGCACCUCAGCUCUCCCACCCAAUGGCCCCAGGGAGGAGGUCCCAGGACCAGCCAUCUGAUCCAGAAUGGAAGAAAGGACUGUUUCGCAGGAGAGUGAAGACAUCUCGUGGGACCAACAAGCAGAAAAGACUGAAGAUCAAUCCUAAAAGGUAUGAAGGGACUUUCUGGCAGAGCCGUGCUCCCUUGAGAGCCAGCAGACUGCGCAAGCCCCUCUGGGUGCCAAGAAGUUGCCCCCGUCUCCGGUUGGAGGGGCCAGAGCCACACGGGACCCUCAGGAACUCAGGUCUACAUCUGCAAGGACACUCAUCUUGUGCGGAAUUGUCUCUUGCUUGUGGGAAUGAAGAAGAGAAGGAAGAUGACUGUGGACACAUCUCAGAAACCUCCUCUCCUAGCCCAAGUUCAAGGACCAUCAGGGAAAGAGACAAACUGACUGAGAAGGGUAUUUCUCCAUCUGCUGGCAGGCACGAUGGCUGCUCUCAGCAGCACGACACGGCUGCCGUGUCAUGGUUGCCCCUGCAAGUUGACACCUGUGUGGCAGUGGUAAAGGAUGACCCUAUGCCCCGUGGCAAAGGUCUUGAGGCCAGACAGCCGGAAGCCCAGCUGCCACCUUCCCGGGGUCAAGUCGUGGGAGAUCCCAAACCUUGCGUUUCUACAGAUGCUCAAGAGCCUCCUUCCUUUGGGUCCAAAGGAACCUUUCCCCACCAUGACAUUGCCACCUCUGUCGCUGCCAUCUGUAUUUCUGUGGGGGCAACAGCAGGUCACACAAAGCUGGGAAUUCACAGUGCAGAGCCUCAAGAGCACAGCUGGGCUGCAGGGGAGACUCUGGCCCAAAGCUCCCCAGAGAGAAGAGCCAUUGCCGAGGGCACAUCACAGACGCCCUUGCCAGCAAAACUGACAUCUGUACAGAAGAUGGUGGGAUCAGCUCCCCUGGGCUCAACCAGAGAAGUUCAUCUUGAAAUACCAGCUUCAGGACUAAGUGCGUCUCCUUCACACCAAGAGGAAGGGAGACACCAGGCACUUUUUCCUCCCAGGGGUCAAUAUGGGUGUGGGGAAAUGGCCAUCCCCUGUCCCAAGGCAGGAAGUGACGGUGGGAAAUGCCAAGUGUCUGAAUUAACUGUUUGGAAGGGUCGUGUGGUUUCCCCCAGCCCAGGGCAGCCCUCAGAAGCCCCUGAAGCCCCUCCCCGGUCCAUCAGGAAGAGGAGUUUGGAAGGCAUGAGAAAGCAAACCCGGGUGGAGCUCAGUGACUCCAGCAGUGACGACGAAGACCGCCUGGUCAUAGAAAUAUGACGCCUUAGCAGCAAGAUCAAGUCCCCGGCUGAAGACUGUUGAUGCUUCACAAGUGAAAGUCCUCAAGCUGCAGAAGCACCGAGUCGCUAACAAAACACCUGCAGAUCAGGAAAGCCAUCUGGCUCUUUCCAAGCCAACUCCAACCAGCCCCAGGCCCCAGUUGGCCGCACCCUUUCCCAGCCCCUCUUGGGCACGCUCCUCUGGUGCCACGAAGCUCGGUCUGAGAAGGCUCGGCCUACACAGAAACGGGGCCUUGCCUGCAGCCUGACCCAGCCUUGGCCCCACCACCCACCUCUGGGAGAAGAGCAUUGACCCCGGGAGCCACGGUCGGCACACUGACCGUGGACCCGGCGUCGGGCCACCGACUUCUCCGUGAGUCAGCUGAGGCUUUGCUUUGGUAGUAAGCACACAAGGUUGAUUGGGGGCUUGAGAAAACGGGAUGCGCCUCGGGCAACAUUCUGGAGACAAUUCAGAUUCAUUCAACGACUGGCUUGGUCGGAGUACUUCUCCUCCUUGGUGGAAGCUGUAAAUACACUUCAAAGAUGCCCAUGAUCUGGUGAAGAGCCGAUGUGUGUCAGUGUUGCACAAAUGGUCAAUGCUCAUCUAGGGUCCAAUGACACGCGCACGUGCUGCUCUCGUACCUGGUGCCUUUUCUGUGAGACCCCUUGAGACCAUUAGUUUUUCCAUCUCUUUGUAAAGGAACGCUGUGUUAAAAGUCAAUAGAACAGUCUUUCUGUAAUGAGUCAUUUUUUGAGGGGGAAAAAUUCACUUAUUUUCCUCUGAUUCUUUUUGUCAUAUUGUGCUCUGAGCAAUUUCAAUUAGAGGGUUCCAUUUUAGUAAUCCGUGCAGCUUGAAUUGACGCCUGCUUCUCGUGACGGGAACCUUUCAGACUUCCUCCAGAAGCUUCAAGGAUACAAAACUAAUUGGAGUUUUGACGCUGUUUUACAUCUCAGUAAUUUUAUUUUGGGGGCUUGGUGUUACUUUGCUGUCAAAUUAAAUCAGCCUCUGUAUUGUGCAAGUCAGAACAGCAUAGAUAAAAUUCCCCAGUAUUCCAAGCCAGCGCACCCCUGUGCAGAGGAAAAUAGCAAAUCUACGUCAGCCAGCCCACUGAGCAGAACCUCAGAUUUCCUGCUUCCUCUCCCUCUUCUUAAAUGGGAGAGGAAAAACUUAAAGAGGUUUAUACUGCUGCAUUUCAAUAAAAUUUUUAUACUUGUUUUUGGUAUGAUUUUGUACAAUUUGAAAUUUAUAGCAGAACUCUUUUGGCUUAACUUUGAUGUAAUGAUGUUCAUAUGACAUCUUGUACUUCAAAGGCGAAGCAACAAAAUGCACACAUGUGAACACACUUUGCCAAGCCUUGGCCUGUGACUGAGUGUGCUCCCAUCUUGAGUCUCUUCGUGUGGAUUUUCCAAUUUUGAUGCUAUUCAUAGAAAACUUCGAUGAAAGGCCAGCUUCCCCUGGUUACUGAGCAUAUGUCUGUGGUCAUUUCAUAUGCACUCAUAAAUGGCCAGGUGAUCACAGGCACGGAAGGAGGCAUCUGCUUCUGGUGAAGGUGGAAGGGAUGUUAGAAAUCAACAGAGGGUACUUUUUAAACCAAACAGGUGGUGCAGUGGUUAUCGACCCAUGAGAAUGACCUAUGCCACUUCCUGAUAGAGGCAGCAUAGGAAAACCGUCCGAGUCCUGGAAGAACAGAGGUGGAUUCCCAACUCUGUCUUUAGCUGGGAAUUUUGCUGAAGACACUCUCUGCACCUCCAUUUCCCCAAAUGAAAUUGAAAGAGUUGGACAAGAUGAGCUGAAUGUGUUUCCAGAUUCCAAUCCCGAGGAGAGUGAAUGACAGAGAAACUGUCCUCUCCUUUACAUACCUGGGCUCUAUGGUUUGGGGAUUUUCCCCAAGGAAACCUUGCCCCAGGUGUUCUGCAUGUAAGAGUGUGGGUGGCGGUUACGAGGGACAGAAGCAAACACCUCGGGUGUGCUGCUAUUGCAAAGCCUCAUCUAAUGCUUUCCUGGAGUUCCAGAGUUUGGUGUGAUUGUGAUAUCAGCCAUCUUAUGAAUGUUGGUUUGUAAUCCAGAUACUGAAAAGCAAAAGCAGAACACUACUGCGUGAGUGGAAGAAAACCUAUCUGUCAUCCAAAUCGGCUACUUAGUCUUGGAAGGUAUGGGACAGGGGAAGGGAAUGAUCUUCCAGAGCCUUCCUUCCUGGGUGGCUGCUGAGAUGCCAGUUAGAUCUCAGGACCCAGUAAGUCACAAGUUCAAAUAGCACUGGCCACAGGAUAGCAGUGGAAGCCCUGUUGUUCUAUGAGCCACUGUGACUGGCUGCCACUUCCCAACCUAGAUCCAAUACGGCUGAAUGCCGAUUCCAUCUUUUUAACUUCCUGUGUGUCCCACAGAGGUAGGCAGUUGACCAAGUGGUUCUGUUUCACAGGGUCAUUUAGCUAGUUGUGGCAAUGUUUCAAAGUAUACUUUACUUUAUAUAAGCAUGAAUUUGUGAAAAGCUAUAGUUCGAUGGAUUUUUUUAAAAAUCAGAAAUGUUUUUUUUUAAUCACUCUAAGAGAGCUGGCUAUUGAAGGCAUUCUAAGGUAAAGUUUUGACUAUUUUUUAAAAAUUCUUUCAGAAAGCAACAAACAAUCUCUGAUUUUUAGAAACCCAAUUUUCCUAUGGGUUUUUCUAUUUUAAGGGUAACAUCAACAACCUCUCUCCCAGUUUGGGUAAUUAAAAUACAAUUUAAGUAUUGUCAACUGAUAAUUACUUUACUUUCAUACUGCGCAGGUGUAUACUGCAUGUUGGUUCUGGAAAGAGAAACUUAUUUUAUAACAACACAAACUCAAGUUUAAAGAUCAGAUAUUUCCCUUUUCCCCUAGGGCUGUUAAUUUAUUUUCAAGUGAGGAUCUUAAUCAACUGGUGCCUCAGCUUCCUCCAUGGAGAAUAGCCCUAGGGAUGUGGUGUGGGCUGUGGUGAAGGGUGUUUGGAUUCUUCACCUUGCUCACAGGGCAAGGUAAGCCAGGGCCACAGCUCAGGGUGCUUGAGGUGUCUGCCAGUUUAUUUCUUUAUUCCUACCCAGCCUCAUCUCACUUCUUCAGAUGCUUGAAGGAAAGGGGCCUCACUUCCUCCCUUGGCAAUAUAAAUUUUUACCUGACUCCUAAAGGCACACGUUUUUUGGUGGACAAACUGGAUCCUCCUAGUCAUAAGGUGUGAUGAAUAACUCAUCCUUCCUUGUAGGGCUAAACUUCGGGCUUCUAGAUGAAGUGAACUCCCCUUUGAUUCACACCUCACAAUAACCAGGAGGACAUGUGGUUUCUUUGCCAAGAAAUCAAAAUAAAAGGGGGAAGAGUAUUAACUCUGAAAUUCGGCCAAAAGGAGGCCAAUAGCAUGGUGGGGGACCUAGAGCAAGUUAGAACUUCCCUUCCUAAAAUCCCCCUUCUGAAAUCAAGAUCAGAAGAGUAGUCUUGAAAAUGCAUUUUGACCACAGUCCUUGGCAUGAAAGAAACGAUCUGCAGUCUCAUGCCAAAAAGUGUUCCCUUGCAUUUACAUUCAUGACUUAGAAUGAUCACAUUAUUCAUUUUUCCCCAGCACAGAAAUUUGCAUUUUGCACAAAAUUUGCCUUGUGCAGCAGAUUUUUAUAGUUAUGGAAACUGUCAUCAUGAUGGGAAUGUACUGCUGCUCAACUCCCCAGACAUAAUUUAAUAUGGGGAGGAGAAAAUGGUCUGCCUGGCCUAUGGGUGAUCAUAUUUCUACUACUGCAGCAUGAAGGGCUUGUGUAGCCCUUCUCACUGCAGUUGUUAUUCCCAUAAUUCGUGUGCGGGAGACACUCUGGAUCUUGAAGCACUACAUUUCUUGUCCCUAUCUUUCAGAAUUCAUUAACUACUGAUGUCAGGAUCUAGAAAAUCUCGUGUGCUAGAGUUCUACCCUGUAUGGUUUUGUGUACCCAUGCUGUGUACUUACGUGGGAAUAUGCAUAAUUCAGUCUGAAGAAAUACAGGAACAUUUGAGCAUAUUAUUUCACCAUUGGGAGAAAAGGAGCCAGAGAAAACCAGCAGCUCUUGCUGCAUGGAGUCCUGGAGGACGAUCACCAUCUUACAAGCAUAGUCAACUGUCAGGACUUAAUAUCCUAUUGAUUGUUCAUAAUCAGGGAAGCAAUUGGCUUCUUAGUUGUUUGUUGACAUUUAUUUCCUUCUUUAUAUAGUUAAAUUAUUUUGUUUUGAUAAA